Messenger RNA from Anguilla rostrata (American eel), 1803 nucleotides. Its product is annotated as interferon-related developmental regulator 1-like. The transcript is spliced from 12 exons. Gene Ontology annotation, cellular component: nucleus. Lineage: Eukaryota; Metazoa; Chordata; Actinopteri; Anguilliformes; Anguillidae. The record is from RefSeq and is a predicted model, not a curated record. The coding region runs from base 191 to 1483 and encodes 430 amino acids.
UGCCAGCAAAGCUUCGUUCAGCCCUAGUUUUAGAGGGAAAAUGUAUCGUUUUUGUCCACAGAUUUUCACCGGGACUGCUUUCAACUCCUAUUUGUUAACGCUGCUACUUGAAGGUUUUUAUUUGAAGAGACAUUGCACUAGAAAUUGGUCGUCGAUUGGCUGAUUUUUGUGAACGUUCUUAUAAUUUUGUAUGAAAAUGCCAAGGUCCAAGAAGAGGAGUAACCGAGGGGGCCAGCAGAGGGCAGUGCAGCCGUUCAGCGAUGAGGACGCCUCCAUCGAAACCCUCAGCCGCUGCAGCAGCUUCAGCGAGACGGCCAGCGUGGCGGACGACGGAGGAGAGGCGGCGGAGGACGUGGCCCUGGAGGACUUCCAGUACAAGCUAAAGGGUUUCAUCGACAGCACUGUGGAUAAAAGUGCUAAAACCAGGCAGAGCGCUCUAGACGGAUUGAAGACUGCCAUGGCAACCAAAAUCCUGUCCGAGUUUAUCCUGGAGAGGAGAAUGACCAUCACAGACAGCAUCGAGCGGUGUCUGAAGAAAGGCAAAGGGGAGGAGCAACGGGCGGCCGCCUCCCUGGCCUGCCUCCUCUGCAUCCAGCUGGGCUCCGGGAUCGAGAGCGAGGAGGUGUUCAAGACCCUCAAACCCGUCUUCAAGAACAUCCUCAACGACGGGACUGCCAACAUUCAGGCUCGGCAAGCGUGUACAACAAGUUUGGGCAUUUGCAGUUUGGUCGCUGAAGACGACAUCUUGGACGUGUACUCGACCAUGGAGUGCUUCGAAGGCCUGUUCUCCAGGAGCUACGCGAAGGGGGACGAGAGUCGCGCCACGUUGGGGCACCAGACCACCGUGCUGCACACCCACGCCCUUCUGUCCUGGGCCCUCCUCCUCACCAUCUGCCCCGCCUCCGAAGUCCGGAACAUUCUCAGGAAGCACCUGCCCAGGCUGCCCACCCUGCUGGAGAGCGAGGACGUGAACAUGAGGAUCGCCGCGGGAGAGACCAUCGCCCUGCUGUUUGAGCUGGCCAGAGACCUGGACGCUGAGUUUGAGCAUGAAGGCCUGGAGCCCCUGUGUGAGAAGCUGACCGCCCUGGCCACCGACUGCCACAAGCACAGGGCCAAGAACGACAAGCGCAAGCAGAGGUCCGUGUUCCGGGACGUCCUGCGCGGCGUGGAGGAGGGCGACUUCCAGACAGAGACGAUCCGCUUCGGGACAGAGCGCAUGGAGAUCGACAGCUGGGUGAGGAAGAGGAUGUACGACGCCUUCCGGGAGUUUGUGGGGUCGGGAAUGAACUACCACCUGCAGGCCAACGAGUUCAUCCGGGACGUGUUCGCGCUCGGGCCGCCGGUGAUGGUGGACUCUGCCACGCUCAAGGCCAUGAAAAUCUCCCGCUUCGAAAGGCAUCUCUACAACGCGGCCGCUUUUAAAGCCCGUACCAAGGCCCGGAGCAAGGUUCGAGACAAGCGGGUGGACGUCGGAGAGUUCUAGACAUUCUAAAACUAGCUAGUUCCUUUAAAGUGUCACCAUUAACCCUUUUUUUAAAGAAAAGAAAUGUAUUGGUAGUAGUAUCGAAUUAAUUUAUAUAUUUAUUUGGAUUUUUACCUAAAUCACGUAUCUUAUUGUAAUUUUUUGAAUAAUUGUAUCCUUAAAGUACUGUAAUUGUUGCAAUUAACCUAUGAACCCCCCUCCCACCCCACAAAACCUUGCAUGCUAUUACCUGUACUUUAUUCUGUACUUUAAUCCACACUUUACAUUAUUUUGUGUUUUGGGGGGAAAAGGGCACUCUAAAAUAAAUCUGAAUUGGCAGA